This is a messenger RNA of Penicillium manginii, 180 nucleotides long. RefSeq lists its product as uncharacterized. Bases 1 to 180 code for a protein of 59 amino acids. The record is from RefSeq and is a predicted model, not a curated record. The transcript has a single exon. NCBI's taxonomy places the organism in Eukaryota, Fungi, Ascomycota, Eurotiomycetes, Eurotiales, Aspergillaceae.
AUGUAUCUCAAGAACGAAUCACGGGAGACUUACCAAUGGCAUGAUGAAGAAGGGCAGCACAGUGAUACACUGGUCAUACUUUUGCAGGAUGCGGAGUGGUCAUCGGCUGCUCUAGGCCGGGAGGCCGUCCCGCUGACGUUACCACUUGAAGCCGCACCAGUGGCCAUUGGCCAGCCGUAA